CAAAAUUAUAUGUUAUAAUUCUAAAUUUUCAGUUUUACAGUACAAAUAAUUUCUGACCUUGUAUCUUACCAUGGACCCUCAGCGGAAAACAGUAGCUGGUCCCAUGGCGCCUACUAGUAUGAAGACAGCUCGAAAGAGUUUCGCAAUCACAAAUACAUAUAUCAGGAGUAAUAAGAAGGAAAUAGUCAGUGUACAUACCAGCACACCUGCUGUAGAAAGUCGGGCUUUCCAUCUAGAACAGAAUCAGAUUUAUCAAGGAGACGUAAAUAUUCUUUCUAUUAUUGAUACGAAUAAGGAUAUAAUGUGCUGUAAAUACACGGAAGAUGUCAACGAGAUAGCCGCUGGUUUCACUGACGGAUCAAUGAGAGUGUUUAGUUGCAAUACGGGUAAUUGUAUCCACACCCUGGUCGAUGAAGAAUGUCGAGCGUACCCCGGACCUGUUACUGCUAUCAAACACCGGCCAGUCAGCAAAGCGAAUCCUAUUACGAAUAUGCUGUUAUCGUCUUAUGUAAACGGGUGUAUCAAAUGCUGGAAAUAUAAAUAUGACCAGUGUUUGUACACGAUUCGUGAGAAACGGCAAACCUUGGGAUUAAAUUAUCAUCCACGUUACAGUAAAUUUGUUACUUACGGUGAUGAUGCUAAGCUGAACAUGUACGACGAAGAGGCGCAAACUCAGGAACGAGCUUUUUAUUCCAGUAAUCAGAAAAAUAAAUUGGACGGUCACACGUCAAGAAUAUUUGCGUGUGCCUUCAAUCCGAGAUCACAACAUGAGAUGAUAUCGGGUGGAUGGGACAAUACAGUAAUGUGCUGGGACGACCGCCAGCCAUACGCAACACGUUAUUUUGUCGGUGUGCAUAUGUGCGGCGAAGGACUUGACUUUGAUAAGCCCGGACGACAGAUACUAACAUGUUCUUGGCAAGAGAAAGAUAGCAUCCAGUUAUGGGAUUAUGGAUCAUGCAAAUUAAUCGAAACUAUCGUCCCGGACAGCUUUCAGUCAAAACUGUAUUGCGGGAAAAUGGUGCCGCAUACUAACUUGAUUGUAUGUGGUGGAUCAGACUCAAAUAUUUUAAGAGUCGUAGAUACAAACAUGAAAGUAACAGAAUGUAGUAUACGUAAUAAUCAAGGCGGCAUAUAUGCAUUCGAUUUUGGCACUAUAAGACGGAAACCAAAAAAAGCAACAGACUCUUACAAAAAGAUUUCUGAAAUACCGAAUGUGCCAAGAGUUUCAUUUGUAACCGGAAAAAGACUUCAAACAGUAGACUUCGGUUGAUUGGCUAGUGUCAGAUAUGCUAGCACCCAAAGUUUUCAAGAUAACCUAGAAAAGAAAGAAAAGAGUCAAACAGUCAUUAUAUAGUGUAAUUUUUUUCGACAUAAGCUUUGGUGAUCAAGAAUAAUAUAAUCAUUUUUGAGCAUAAAUAUAUGUAAAAUAGUAAAUGUC
Messenger RNA from Helicoverpa zea (corn earworm), 1438 nucleotides. RefSeq names its product WD repeat-containing protein tag-125-like. The transcript has 6 exons. The coding region runs from base 71 to 1270 and encodes 399 amino acids. Gene Ontology annotation, molecular function: protein binding. The record is from RefSeq and is a predicted model, not a curated record. NCBI's taxonomy places the organism in Eukaryota, Metazoa, Arthropoda, Insecta, Lepidoptera, Noctuidae.